Seminavis robusta is the source of this 5314-nucleotide messenger RNA. Lineage: Eukaryota; Bacillariophyta; Bacillariophyceae; Naviculales; Naviculaceae. The record is from the annotation of a GenBank genome assembly.
CAUCUUCUUCUGGACUUUCAAAUACUAGUAGUCUAGAAGAAUAAUGAGGGUAUCUGGCACCGAGACUGCAACGAGGGUACUGUAUCUUUCAGGUUUUCCGGAGAAUGGGAGACACAAGCAAGGCUGGACGAAGGUGUCAAAAUUCAAAGGAUGGAUUGCCGUUUGGAGGCACGUUAGAUAUCUUCCAUCAAUCGCUAACCCUAAGGAGAUUAAGAUUGGAGGGAAAUUCAAAAAACUUGACACCGACAGACGGCACUCGGAAGCCGGCUCUCGCAGGCAAUGGAUCCACAAUCACAAAACUGGACCUGCAUCCAUCUACCAACUUCCUCCCCUUCCCUAUUCUAGCUAGAGCCAGCUAUCACCCCAAACAACUCUCUUCUCUUCUUGAUCUUUAGUGUUUGACUAUCAUGGCGACACGUCGUUCUACCCGUGAUCGCAAACCUGCGCCGUCCAUCUAUGAUGACUUCAAAGAGGAGCUCAAGCGCACGCCUCGAAAGACGCCAAGAAAGAGCAAUGACGACCAUGACAGCGAGGACGAAGACGACGACCAUUCGGGUUCGGACCACACCAGCCCCAAUAACAACCACAACAACACUCAUGCAAACAGUGACACGGAAACCAAAGAAGACACUACCAGCAGCGACGAAGAAUCGGAAGCUUCGGUGGCGCCCAAGAAAAAGCGCCAAAAAUCUCCAAAACGCGUCACGGUCCAAUUCAAAUCCAAUACGAAAAAGCGCACGACAAAAAAGAAACAACAACAACCUCCCGCAGCACCAAAGAGCAAGACCCGAGCUUUGGAAGCUUUGCGCAAACGGACACUCCAAAAAGAAGAAACACCCGACAAUUCCUUGACGGCUGCCAUUUUGAUGGCCGUCACUCCAGCUGCCAAAAAGGGCAAAAAGAAUACAGUGCCAGAUGACGAUACGCCCACUAUUCCACCCACACGCUAUCCCGAUGCUUUUGCACCCACCAUUUACACGCCCGUGUUGGAACCCAUUGCGCAAAGUGUCAUUGCUGUCUACAAACAAGACGCCAACAAGGCCCACAUUUCUUUACUCAAUUUGGUAUUUCGGACGGUCGGAGGCGCCUACACUACUCUUCUCCAAGAGGACCAAAUAUUGGAAGACAUGGACGACGAAACAUGGGAACAAGUUGUCACUAGUAUUGUCGAUGACAUGCGCCGCACGCCACCCGAUGCCAUUUUAUUUUCCGCCAACCCCCAAGGCGCUCUCUUGGAAUAUGCCAAGAAACACAAUGCCGCGCAAGAAGAAUUCCGACGCAUUCUCGAUCAUUUCUGGUAUCUCCUUGGGACACUCGCUUUGACGAGUGUCCAUUCCGCCAAUAACAAUACAGAGUCGUUUGACAUUGAAAUGGUCCGCGAUUUGGCCCAACGAUUGAUGGAAUUGAUUACCGUCGGACAACCCGAUUUGCGCGCGGCCGCAUCGGUGGCGGCGUUGCAAUUGGCAUGGGCGUGUUGCGAUGGGACACUCGCGUUGCAUUCGCGAUUGGCCACGGCACAGCGGCAAUGCAAAGCGGCCAAAAUGGCACGCACAGCCAAGAAAGAACAGGCAUUGCAGCAAGUGGUGGAAUCGAUUCAACGAUCGCUGUCCGAUCUCGAAGAGGGUGUUCUACAAUCGAUUGUGCAAUGCAUUUUUAUGCGACGCUACCGCGAUUCCGAUCCGCAAAUUCGAGCGUCUUGUCUCAAGGCCAUGCGACAAAUGUCAUUGGUACGACCGGAUCUGUUCUUGACGGAUACGUAUCUCAAGUAUUACGGAUGGAUGAUGUCCGACAAGGAAGCGGUAGUGCGGGUGGCGGCAUUGGAAGGACUGUUGGCACCGUAUGUGCGGGCCGAAGAGCAGGCGGAAAUGAGCGGUAGUAUCCACCCCCUACAAGUCAUUCAUCUCGGCAGUAUGGACAAGGUCGUGGAAAAGUUUCUCCACAACAUUUCCGAUCGGGUCAUUGAUCUGUCGACGGAUGUGCAGGAACAAGCUGUGCGGUUGCUCUUGGCGUUGAUGCGAAAUGGAGUCUUGGAUGAUGUCGAUGACCUCGAAGUUUGGAACAAAAUCAAUCUUCGGGCUCUGGCGCCGGAUACGUCUCCGGCGGUGCGACGAGAUGCCUUGUACUUUGUCUUGGAGCAAUUGGAAGCCUUCGACACCAACUCGCCGCUGCCCGAUAAUCUGUCCGUUCGUCGACGAUCCCUACAGAUUGAUUCCCUGGCCGCUUGGGUGGGACAUGCCCUGUCGGAUGGGAAUGUGCCAUUGGAUAACAUGCGCGUCCACUUGACGGAUUAUAUUGUCCAAUCUCUCAAGGACAUGCCGCGGCAUGCCCAUUUGACGACCGACUGGGGAGCCAUGUUGAAUGCCAUUCAGCACGAUACAGAGGCCGCUCAUCAGCAAUCGCAGCCACACCGGUCCACCAUUGCCAAACAGCGUGUCUUGCUUCACAUGUUGGUAUGCUGUGCCUCGUUGGCGUUUGAGGAUGAAAUCGAUGGAGGCGACGGCAACGACGACGAGGAACGACUGCUGGCGCUCGAGGACACGACCUUUGUCAAGGCACAGAAACAAAAGCUGCAGUCCUCCGCCACCCCAGGAACAGGAGCAGCCAGCCACGGGGGGAGCAAAAAGAAGACCAAGAAAAAGUCCUCGUCGAGCCACGAGAGUCUAACAGUUGGCCUGCUCAAGGCUCUUCCCCAGUUGCUGCUGGCUUUCAAGGGAGAUAUCACCAUGAUGCGGAGUUUGACUCGGCUGCCAAAGUUUCUCAUCAUCUCAGUGAUCACUCUUCCCCAACGCAAAGACGACGUCCAGACCUUGACGAAUCUGCUCGCUGAGAUAUUCAUGGAAGCGACAGACACGACCGUCCUCCAAAACAUUUGUAUGGCGCUGACGUUCCUUGCCAGAGGCAACCACUCGCGUAAUCAAGAAGCUUAUUUGAAGAUUCGAGAAGUCGCCAGAGACGUCCAAACUCGACUGUUCCAGCUCAUUGAAGGUGGAAAAAGUGCUCCCAAGAAGGAGGAUGACGAUGACGACAAAGAGAACCAAGAAAAUGACGAUGCCAGCAAUCGAGAAGAUGAUGCCUCAAGUACCGCGCGUCGGCCCCGGUCAUCCCGGGCGUCUCGAUCGGAUCUAUCCUCGCAGCAGAGUGGAGAUUCAUCGCCUGCUUCCCAGUCCGGCAGAUCCACGGUGACCGGCCAGACAUCAUCUCGCCGAAGCGAAGCAGGCAACGAGGACGAUCGUGAGAUGGACCGUCAAUAUUCCAUUGCUUUGUGUCUGUGUCGUCUCCGCGUCCUUUCCAAGAAAUGGUACCUCGGGGACCUGUUGGCCCAGGAAACGGCUCCAGGCCAGGACGAGUCGACCACAAUUGUGGAAAUGGAUCCCUGUGUCCAUCUCUGUUCCACUAUUGCCUCCAACAUCGCAAAGGAGUUGAACUUGCGUGAAAUCAUACUCGAUGAAGCCGACGAUGAUAGUGACGGAAGCAACAGACUGGACAUCCCCGAGUUCUGGCUGGAAGCCGAUCCUCGUAUCCACAAGACUGUUGCCCAAUCGAUCCGGGAAGGUCUGUAUGUGAUUUUGUCUCAGACCGCGUGGCGAUUCCACAACGCCAUCAACAAGGAAGAGUCCGCGAGAGACGUUCGUACGCGCAAGGCCCGAGCUGAAGAUGGUGGCAGCGACGACGACGAAAAGAGCGGAGACGACAACAUGGAAGUGGACGAUGAGACGGCGGAGGAGCUGGAAAUGGAAGCAAAAAUGAUUGUUCGAAUGCGUGAUGGUUUGGGUAAACUUUUGGGGAAGUGCUUUGAUCAAUUCCUCGAUGAGGCAGCGAAAGAGGAAGGGCCCAUGAAGGCUCAUUUCGCGUUUGCAACCAACAUCCAGCUCAGCGCCGGACAUGUGGCUGGUGACUUGAGAACCCUUUUCCCACGGGGUUUGGCCGAGGCUGCUUCGCCACUUCUUCGAUCAUGUUCGCUUGCUGAUGACAGCCAUCUGGUGGGUGGCUGUGUCCGUUUCUUCCGGUCAAAGGAAGAGUGUUUGGAUUCCCCCGUCAUGGGCAAGAUUAUGAAAGACUCGCUGCUGCUGCCUCUUUCUCGUGGCCUCUGCUCUGCGUGGGUCGGUGGGAACAGACGGGAAGCUGGCACUGCUCUGGCUCAUGUUGCCCACCCUUCCGCGGAAGUCACCAAGGCGGUUGCAGCACUAUCGAAAGUACUCAAGAAGGUGGAUCCUGUGCGCUUGUUGGAGUCUCACAUGGCCUCUCUUCGCCAGACCUUUUCUGACUGGAUGGACAGCGAACCAGAAGAACCCGAGAGCGACCUCCCAACGGAACAAGAAAUGGACGAGUUUGCGGCGGCAGAAGAGGAACACGAAGAGGCGUUCAAGCAGCUGGAACUCAAGGCCUCCCGUUUGGCAGCUUCGCUGGGAGUGGGGAAGCUUCGCGACGAAAAAAUGUACCCGGCACUGUUUGGUUUUGUGCGGGAAGGAAUGCGUUAUGCAUUCGGCAGCCCUGGUGGAGACGACGAGGAUGAGAAUGUUGGGAGUCGGUUGGCCUUUCUUCGCAUUGUGAUGAAGUAUCUCACUUGGAUCAAGCAGAAGAAGCAAAAAGUUCAGACUCUGCGCCAGUUCUUCGAGGAAAAGGAGUCAGAGCUCCGAGCCCACCCAGAUUUUGGGGAGAUUCGCGAAGAAGACGUAGAGGCAAUUGGCUUGGUGCGGAAGAAACUUGGGUUGGACCCAGAGAAGCCCACAAAGAAACGCAAACGCCGAUCGUCGGCUUCAACCCUUGACUUGGACGAUGACGGAGACUCGUUGUUGGGUACGCCUGGAUCUGGAUCUCGCCCACGUGUUUCAUAUGCUGGCAGUGUGUUGACCUUCCGGUCCAGCAACUUGUCACCGAUCGACGAAGUUGCCUCUUCCGGUGACGAUGAUGACAACCUUCCAAUUGGAGAACUCAAGAAGCGCAAGACCACAUCGUCGCCGGGGGCCAUCCUGGAGGAAGGGAGCGACGAAGAAAUGGAGGACGAUCGUGUUCCGAUCCAAGAUUUGAAGAAGCGGUUGACCUCUCCCAUGUCGCAGGCAACUAUUCAAGAGGGAGAUGAUGAAGAGGGGGAAUCCACGCAAGGUUCUGCCGCUUCUUCGGUGCCAUUGCAGACACAGUAGGUCUAGUCGCGAUUGUAGAAAGAGACUGGGGAAUUUAGUAAACGAGACUACUGAUUACUGAUCUACUGCUAUGUAUUAUUAAAUUUGUGCCCGCCUUGACUGGCUCGCUGGGUAGCUAGAAACCGCAUGCAAUCGUGGUGGCUCAGGAACACAGCCACCGCACUAGUCUAAGA